UCUCGGUCUUCAUCCAGCUGAGACUUCCCCGGCAGCAGCAGCUUGUGUUGGGGCAGAAGAACCAUGAAGGUCCUCGGUGUAGCAGCGGUGGUCGUGGCGCUUUACUGUGCUCAUGCUAAGGUCUACCUGCGGGAGGAGUUCCUGGACGGUGAUGAAUGGAAAAGUCGCUGGGUGAGCUCCAAACACAAGUCGGACUACGGGGAGUGGAAGCUGACGGCUGGGGACUUCUACGGAGACGCUGAGAAGGACAAAGGUCUCCAGACCAGCCAGGAUGCUCGGUUCUAUGCCUCCUCUGCCCGUUUUGAGCCUUUUAGCAACGAGGGCAAGUCUCUGGUCAUUCAGUUCACCGUGAAGCACGAGCAGAAGAUCGACUGCGGCGGCGGCUACGUGAAGGUCUUCCCUGCUGAUUUGGAACAGACUGCAAUGCACGGAGACUCCUCAUACUACAUCAUGUUUGGUCCUGAUAUCUGUGGCUACAGCACAAAGAAAGUCCACGUUAUCUUCAACUACAAAGGCAAGAAUCACCUGAUCAAGAAAGAGAUCAAGUGCAAGGAUGAUGAGCUGAGCCACUUGUACACACUGAUCCUGAAUCCAGAUCAGACCUAUGAGGUGAAAAUUGACAAUGAGAAGGUGGAGUCUGGCAGCCUGGAGGAAGACUGGGACCUCCUGCCUCCUAAGAAGGUUAAGGACCCUGAGGCCAAGAAGCCAGAGGACUGGGAUGAUCGUGCCAAGAUUGACGAUGCUGAUGACGCCAAGCCUGAGGAGUGGGACAAACCUGAAAACAUUCCAGACCCUGAUGCUAAAAAGCCUGAAGACUGGGACGUGGAUAUGGAUGGAGAGUGGGAGCCCCCCAUGAUCCCCAACCCAGAGUACAAGGGAGAAUGGAAACCCAAGCAGGUCGACAACCCCAACUACAAAGGAUCAUGGGUGCAUCCCGAGAUUGACAAUCCUGAAUACAGCGCAGAUUCCAGCAUCUACAAGUUCGAUAACAUUGGAGUUUUAGGUCUUGAUCUGUGGCAGGUGAAAUCCGGUACCAUUUUUGACAACUUCCUCAUCUCAGAUGACGUGAAGGAAGCAGAGGAGAUCGGAAACGAGACGUGGGGUGCCACAAAGGAACCAGAGAAGAAAAUGAAGCAGGAGCAAGAUGACCUGAAGCGAAAAGAAGAGGAUGAGAAGAACAAAGAGCAAGAUAUCGAAGCUGAAGCUGAGGAAGAAGCAGCAGAUGACGAGGAUGAUGAAGAAGAUGAUGAUGAGGAGGAUGAGGAAGACACAAAGGAUGCAAUGGAAGAGGCACUUUCAGAAAUGGAUGAAGAGGAAGCAAAACUUAAAGAUGAGCUUUAAGGAGCCAGAGCUUUUCUGUCCCUCCUUUAGAAACUCUGUCCUGUAUUCCCCAGGGGUAAUGUGGCUGCUGUGCAUCCUUUCCCUGAGAUCUGGACACGACCCAACUUGGGGGGCAAAUGUAGUGAAGUGGGGCAGGUGGGUGUUAACAGACGUAGUUUCUCUUUCAUUUUGGUCUUGAUGUUGCCCUGUUGAUUUAUAUGGUUUUUCAGCGACAAAGUUCAUCCCUUGUUUUGUCAAAACAGAAAAUAAGGAGGCGCUGACAUCUUCUGUUUUCUAGAUUUGUUUUUCCUUGAUUUACACAUUCAUGUUAUUUGCAGGUUCCCUUUGCACACUCACUCAUCUGUGAUUAAAAGUUUGAUGAUAUGGCAAAUUGUGAUCGGUGGAGAAUAGAGACAAUCAUAUGUUGACUUAAUAAUUCUUUUUCAGCCUGGUUGAAACACAGAAUCCACAUAACCUGACAUGAUAUUGGCAAAAACUGUAAAGCUUACAGUAAAAAUAAUCACAAAAUACAGAAUUCCAGUCUGUAGUGUAACUUAUUUUGGUUAUGUCUUUGGCACUGAGUUUUUAUUUUCCUUUCUACACUCUUUAAGGCACAAUUGAAUGAAAUCCCAAGUGUAAAUGUUUUCUGACAUUGAAAUGACAUGAAUUCAACAUGUGUUCAUGGGAAUGUGAUUGGACAUGCAUUGUUUCCUGAAAGUCUGGAGAAACAGACAGUGAGCGAGCCCCUGGUAUGACUCAUGACAUCAAUUAGGGUCAAACCUAUUUUUAUUGGACAGAAUGUUAUUGAUACCAAAGUUUUUAUUAAAAGAUUAUAACCA
Limanda limanda (common dab) is the source of this 2159-nucleotide messenger RNA. It is a transcript of the gene calr3b, whose product is annotated as calreticulin 3b. The transcript is spliced from 9 exons. The record is from RefSeq and is a predicted model, not a curated record. The coding region runs from base 64 to 1341 and encodes 425 amino acids. Gene Ontology annotation, biological process: protein folding. Gene Ontology annotation, molecular function: calcium ion binding. NCBI's taxonomy places the organism in Eukaryota, Metazoa, Chordata, Actinopteri, Pleuronectiformes, Pleuronectidae. Gene Ontology annotation, cellular component: endoplasmic reticulum; endoplasmic reticulum membrane.